ACUGUAAGUUGAAGCAUCAGGUGGUGUCAUUACUGUUACGAUUGCUCGGUUGAUUUGCACAAGGUAGAAAGUAUUUCGAGACGGAUGACUUUUUAGAAUGGAUUUUUUCGUCAUUUAACAUGUAUAAACACAGUUUAGUAUGCCAAGAGAUCUAGUAUUUCUAAUGGUAUUCGGAACACUUUAGUCGAGCAGGCUGCAUUGUGAUUGGAUAUGUGGGUUUUCAAUAGGUGGAGCUAAGAAAAAUGAUGCAGUAUGAAUACUCAACUUUUUCUACUUCAGUCACCCAGAGUGAACUUGAUGUGGAGUUUUACGAGUUUGACAACAAUUACUGUGAAAACUAUUUUUGCUCAACCAGCGCUACUAGCAGUAGUAGAAUGGAGGAAGAUACAGAUGUUGAGCCUGCAUCACAAGAUGUUCCCUUAUUGAAUACAGAGGAUAUAGCUGAACCAAAAGACAGGUGUAAAAUAGUUUUACUUACAUUCACUUUACUAGGAUUUACAACAUUAUUUCCAUGGAACUUCUUUAUUACUGCAAAUGAUUACUGGAUAUACAAGUUUCGUAACGUAAGUGAAAAGGUUUUAGAUCCUUGUGAAAAAACUGAACUCCAGGCAUCCUUUGCAAGUUACCUGUCAAUCGCAAGCAACAUUCCAACAUUAAUAAUGCUGUCAGUGAAUACUGCUCUUGUUAAUAGACUACCCCAAGAGCUACGGAAUGGCUGUUCUUUGGUUGCAAUGGUCAUAAUUUUCAUAAUAACAGUUGCCUUGACAAAAGUCAACACAGAUGGAUGGCAGCUGGGAUUCUUUGCUUUAACAAUGGUUACUGUUGUAGCUGUAAAUGUUGCGGCUGCUGUGUUUCAAGGUGGGAUUAUUGGCCUUGUGUCCCUUUUUCCCCCAGCAUACAUGCAUGGUUUAGUAACAGGACAGGCAGUAGGAGGUAUAUUUGCAGCCAUAGCCCAGAUCAUAGCCUUAGCUGGACAUAUUGAGCCACUAGUUAGUGGUUUUGGAUUUUUCUUGUGUGCAGUAAUUGUACUUCUAAUAACACUUUUUUCUUACCUUGGAGUACACAGAAUGGAGUUUUUUGUAUAUCACACAGAAUGUACAACAAAAAUUUCCAAAAAGAUGUCAUCACUAACAGAAUCAGAUCCUCAUCUAUCAUUUUUUGAAAUUUGCAGACAGUUUUAUAUGAGAAGGUUCUUCAUUCCAGUGACUUCAUUUCUCCUGUUUAAUAUUGGGGAUUUUUCAGGAAGGAUUAUUGGAGGUUGGUUAACAAUACCGCCAAAGUUUCGAUUAACUCUGUUGAGUCUAACCUGCCUGAGAGUGGCAUUUGUACCAUUGUUCAUGCUUUGUAAUGCUCAUCCAAGAAAUAAUCUACCAGUGAUAUUUGAUAGUGACGUAUAUUAUAUAAGUUUUGUAGCAGUGUUUUCUGUCACAAAUGGGUACUUCUUCUCCAAUGCCAUGAUGCAUGCUCCAAAACAAGUGAGUCAACGCUUCCGUGAGCAAGUUGGAUCGAUGAUGGUUAUGUGUCUUGGUUUAGGAUUAGCACUUGGAUCAGUGUCUUCCAUUGCUCUUGUAAAAAUGUUGUGAAUAAAAUUUCCAUGUUGCUCAAUCACUCAA
Messenger RNA from Limulus polyphemus (Atlantic horseshoe crab), 1613 nucleotides. RefSeq names its product equilibrative nucleoside transporter 3-like. Lineage: Eukaryota; Metazoa; Arthropoda; Merostomata; Xiphosura; Limulidae. Gene Ontology annotation, cellular component: plasma membrane. Gene Ontology annotation, biological process: nucleoside transmembrane transport. The record is from RefSeq and is a predicted model, not a curated record. Gene Ontology annotation, molecular function: nucleoside transmembrane transporter activity. The transcript is spliced from 14 exons. The coding region runs from base 243 to 1583 and encodes 446 amino acids.